UUUGGACGCGCUGGUGAGGUCAGAGUUCAAGCCAUACUGAUGACGUCAUGCGCUGAAGAUGGCAGACGGGGAAGGAGGAUGGUGGGGAGGCUGGCUGACACAGAGCUUCCAGGCCGUCAAAGACAAGUCAGCUGAGGCGUAUGAGUUUAUCAAACGGGAUCUUUCAGAAUUCUCCAACGUGGUCCAACAUGACACGGCAUGCUCUGUUGUGGCGACAGCGAAUGCAAUUAAGACCAAACUAGCAGUUGAAGGUUCAUCAGAGGCAACGGAAAAGGUGAAGAAGGGCAUUUCGAAUAUUUUGGGUGUGAUCACAGACACUUUGGUUCCGGCUCCAGACAAGACCAUUGACUGUGAUGUCAUCACGCUGGUAGCCACUCCGGCAGGCACAACAGAGGUCUAUGACAGCAGCAAGGCUCGACUCUACAGUCUUCAAGCAGACCCUGCUACAUACUGCAAUGAGCCUGAUGGCCCGCCACAGCAGUUUGAUGCCUGGUUAUCCAGUUUCAAAUCGGAAGAGAGGAAAGCUGAGAUCUCUGAACUGCUCGUUAACAGUCCUGCCAUAAGAGCUCUUUAUACUAAAAUGGUUCCAGCAGCAGUGGCUCAUUCCGAGUUCUGGCAGCGGUACUUCUAUAAAGUGUUCCAGCUGGAGCAGGAGGAAGCCAGGAGGGUAGCACUGAAGCAGAGAGCGGAGCAGACGGAUCAUUCUGAGAGUCUUGGUUGGGAGGAAGAGGACGAAGAAGGUUUGACUGAAAUUUAAAUCAUUUAGUGC
Messenger RNA from Carassius auratus (goldfish), 769 nucleotides. RefSeq names its product BSD domain-containing protein 1-like. The coding region runs from base 59 to 757 and encodes 232 amino acids. The record is from RefSeq and is a predicted model, not a curated record. The transcript has 8 exons. Gene Ontology annotation, cellular component: cytoplasm. Lineage: Eukaryota; Metazoa; Chordata; Actinopteri; Cypriniformes; Cyprinidae.